Hymenoscyphus albidus is the source of this 2403-nucleotide messenger RNA. NCBI's taxonomy places the organism in Eukaryota, Fungi, Ascomycota, Leotiomycetes, Helotiales, Helotiaceae. The record is from the annotation of a GenBank genome assembly.
AUGAGGGACCUGUUUCGAGAUUCUAUGUAUGGGAAUAUUGUUAGGUUUGUGACGCGAGGGAGGGUUUUCGCUUUUGAUGAAAAGACAGAUGCAGCGUUGUGGGAGAGGUUUAUUGAUAGGGAAAAGUCAGCCCGCAUGGUACGCUGACUUGACAAAAUAUUAGGUUACUUAUUGGAGAACCCAUCACUUACGCCAUUUUAUAGGCACACCACGGCAAUUUGGAGAGGAUGAAAAGGGUGUGAAGGAUGGUACGAACAGCAUUGCUAGCGACGAAACCUAUGAUUACGAAGGUCAGAGAUCACCAAGAAAAGCAAGAAGAAGCUAUUCAGAGAAUGAUCGAUAUAUCCCUCACGCUAGAACUUGGAAGGACGAGCAUCAAAGAAACGCAGCCACUGGUGUACCUGUUGAUCCUGACAAGGGAGAAGAUGUUUCCGUCAUUACGUGGUAUGGAAAAGAUGAUCCUGAUGUAAGUAUGGUAUAUUCAAAUGAUUCCCCAUCGCUUAUAAAUUUCAGAAUCCCUUAAACUAGUCUACAGCAAAGAAGGCUUUUAUAACUUUUCUGAUUUGUCUUCUUACGUUCACUGUCAAUCUUGGAAGCGGCAUCUUCACUUCUGGUAGUGUGCAGUAUGCAACUCACUUCGGCGUUAGCCAACUCGAGGCAACCCUUGCUUUGUGUGUAUACACAGCUGGUGAUGUUAUUGGAACUAUGGUAAGUCCAACUAUUCUACUUGUUUCUAGAGACAGGCAACCCUGCCCUCCUAGAGCCUUCCCCAAAUCAAAGCACUAAAAUAAGGUCUGGUCGCCAUUUAGUGAAAAUUGCCAUAUUGGUCGAACUCUGGUCUAUGCUUGGACGUGGAUUUUCUUUGUGUUCUUACAAUUUGGUGUUGUCUACGCCAAAAACUUUGGAAUGCUCAUCGCCUUCUGUGCUCUUACAGGCUUCUUCGGGUCUCCUGUUCUAGCCACAGGAGGUGCAUCCUUGGGGAAUAUAUAUUGUUCCUCUAAACGAGUGUAUGCCGCUACUAUCUGGGUACUAGUAUCUUUUUGUGCCCCAGUGAUGGGUCCAGUGGUUGGAGGCUACGCUGCACAAUAUAAAGGCUGGCAAUGUAAGCAUUCGAUUCAUUCUCUCUCGCAGCCUUUCGCGUGAAUUUGCCGGAAAAUUGCGAUGGAUUACAAAGAGGCUUAGAAAAAGCAGGAAAUCCAAUUCCUGAUUCUUUUAAGUGCUUUCUCCAUGGUUUGGCUGUCCCACUUCUAUUUCUUUUUUGAAUCCUGCCACUGGCUGAAUAUCAUCCUCGCUUCCUUCACGAAUACGUUCUACCACGUAGUGCUGACAUAUCAAAGGGACCAUCUAUGAAUUGCUCUGGAUUUCUGGGUUUGCUCUCAUCUUGCUAUUUCUCAUGCUCCCCGAAACCUCGGAAGCCGCUAUCCUUUACAGACGCUCGCGGCGUCUCCGGGAACUUACCGGAAGAAGCGACAUCAAAUGCGCCGCGGAGAUUGAAUACGAUAGAAAGACAAAAGAAAAGCUUGUCAUGGAGUGUCUUGUACGUCCUUUUAGUCUUACGUUCAAAGAGCUAAUACUCUUCGUACUUAACCUAUACCUUGCCCUUAUAUAUGGGCUUUUGUUUAUCUGGUUUGAAAGCUUUUCUAUCGUUUUUGGAGAGGUAUACGGGUUCAAGCUUGGUGCAGAGGUUAGCAAUCCUUCGCGCUUUUCUAUUCUCCAAAUCUGGGGUUUGGGUAGUUGAAAUCCAACCUUGGCCGAAUUUAUGGGUCCUUUUAUAAGAAGAUGUGCUGACAUUUGGUAAGGGUCUUUCAUUUUUGGGUAUCGUCGUUGGUGCUUUAUUCGUCGUUUCCCCACUCCUCCUAUUCCAGUACUAUACCCCAAAUACCCAGCUUAACGAAAACAGCGGGCUGAAACCUGAAUUGCAUCUUCCGCCAGCUAUAGUUGGCGCAUUCUGUGUCCCUAUCUGUCUAUUCUGGUUCGGCUGUUAGGUGGAACAUCCUUUCUUCCCCCAGCCCCUCAUUACACCGCUGCCUCUUCUGUACAAGAUCCCAUUGCUUAUACAAACACAGGACAUCACGGCCCCAAAUCCACUGGAUCGUCCCUAUAGUCGGCUCCAGUUUCUUCGCUAUAGGCGCCAUGCUCCUCCAAUGCAGCGUUGUUGGAUACAUUGGAGACGCGUAUCCCCGCUACGCCGCGAGUGCUUUAGCAGGAAACAAUUUCUGGAGAGCUCUUUUUGGGGCUGGGUUUCCGAUGUUUGCCACCGCUAUGUAUAGAAAGUUGGGGGUCGCUGGGGCGAGCAGUCUUUUAGACGCAUUAAGUGUUCUUUUUGUUCCAGUUCCGUUUUUCCUUUAUUCCUAUGAGGCGAGGAUUAGGAAGGCUAGUAAGACGGCGAGACAUGAUUUGUAG